This is a messenger RNA of Acanthosepion pharaonis, 780 nucleotides long. Lineage: Eukaryota; Metazoa; Mollusca; Cephalopoda; Sepiida; Sepiidae. The record is from the annotation of a GenBank genome assembly.
AUGUCCACUCUCUCUACCUCUGUCCCUCUAUCUCUCCUCUCUCUCUCCCUCCCUCCUAGAUCCCUCUCUCUCCCUCCAUCUAUUUUCCCUUUCUCUCCCUCCCUCUAUUUUCACCCUCUCUCUCGACCUUCUUGUAUUCUCCCCCUCUCUCCCCUUCCCUCUUUCUCUCUUUCUGCUUCUCUUUUACUCUCUAUAUUCCUCUCUCUUUCUGUUUCCCUUUCGGACAAUCCAUGUCCUACUUCUCUGUCCACUCUAUCUACUUCUCUCCCUCUAUCUCUCUUCUCUCUCUCUCUCCCUCUAAACCUUCUUUUCUUCUCCCCCUCUCUUUCCCUCCCUCUUUCUCUCUUUCUGCUUCUCUUUUACUCUAUAUUCCUCUCUCUUUCUGUUUCUCUUUCGGACAAUCCAUGUCCUCUCUUUCUAUGUCCACCUCUCUCCCUUUAUCUCUCCUCUUUCUCUCGACCCUCUAAGUUCUCUCUCUCUCCCUCCAUCUAUGUUCCCUUUCUCUCCCUUUCUCUAAUUCCCCUCCUCUCUCUCUCGACCUUUUUAUUACCCCACUUCCUUCCCUCUCAUUUCGUCGUUAUACGUCUCUCUCUCUUUCUCUCUCUCUCUCUAUCUAUCUAUCUAUCUAUCUAUCUAUCUCUCCCUGUGCCCCUCUUCUACUUAGGUGUUUUUUUUUCUAUCUCCCUCUUAAAUGACUUUUCCCUUAUUUGCUGUUCGUUCCUCUCUUUUCCACUUUUCUUUUCUUCUUUCUUCCUAUUCUUUUUUUACUAUAUUUUCUAA